GAUGAGGAUGAUUUCCAGGGCGAUGAUAUCUCGAGUUUGGGUCAUGCGGAACUAGAGCAGACGAGGGAGAUUAGAGAGUAUGCGCGUUUGGCCGGCUGGGAGAUGCCUUUGUUGGCGAAUCUCGCAAAACCCUUUACACCACCUACAGCAGCCACACCCCUCCGCUUCCGCUACACAACCUACAUGGGCGAACAACACCCCGCCCAACGAAAAGUCGUCGUCGAAUUCGACCCCAAAGACCUCUCUCUCAACCCCUCCCACACCCAAAACCUGAUCAAGCUAGCCGGCGUCCGCUUCAACCCUUCCACCAACAUCGUAAAGAUGAGCUGUGAAGACCACGAGACCCAAGCACAGAACAAGCGCCAUCUGGGCGACACCAUCAAAGCACUCAUCGCAAAGGCAAAAUCGCCAGAGAGCCAGUGGCUAAAGGACGUCCCUGUAGAUUUCAGACACGCAAAGCCAAAGAAGAGAUUCCAGUUCCCUGACGAAUGGCUGUUGACCAAAGAGAGAAAGAAGGAGUUGGAAGCAAGGAGGGAGGCU
Aureobasidium namibiae CBS 147.97 is the source of this 540-nucleotide messenger RNA. RefSeq lists its product as uncharacterized. Lineage: Eukaryota; Fungi; Ascomycota; Dothideomycetes; Dothideales; Saccotheciaceae. Gene Ontology annotation, molecular function: structural constituent of ribosome. Gene Ontology annotation, cellular component: mitochondrial small ribosomal subunit. The annotation marks the transcript as partial. Gene Ontology annotation, biological process: mitochondrial translation. The transcript is spliced from 2 exons. The record is from RefSeq and is a predicted model, not a curated record.